Molecule: messenger RNA, 201 nt
Organism: Penicillium samsonianum
Lineage: Eukaryota; Fungi; Ascomycota; Eurotiomycetes; Eurotiales; Aspergillaceae
Exons: 2
Coding region: 1-201 (66 amino acids)
Source: RefSeq, a predicted model, not a curated record
AUGCCGAUCGAGUCUCACCACCCUCCAAUUUCGAUUCCGCUAGUCGAUUUUUGGACUUUCUUAUUUGAAAGACCAGAUCGGAAAUAUCCAGACGACCACGUACUUUUUGUAGAUGUCAUAACACAGAAGAGGCAUACCUUCCGAGACAUUCGUAAGGCAUCGGUCGAAAUCGGUCGAGGUCUUCGAAACCAAUGGAGAUAG